AUUAUACUAUUGAUACUAUACUAUAUGCUACACUUAAUAAAUAAUGAAAUACGUGUAAGAUUUGAAAAAAGAUUGAAAAUAUUCUAAAAUAUAAAUGUAGAAGUGAAAAUUGCUAUCACGCUCAUCUAUACAAUCAUUCAAAAAAGUCUAAAUUCAAGACGGCGAGGUGUUUUUGUCAGCUCGUCCAACACUACAUCAGCAUUGAUAUCUAGCUCUCUGUGAGUAUUGAGCAUAGCAAGCCCGUUCAACCUUUGCUGGCUAGUUGUGUUCCUUAAGUAAGUUUUCAAUCUUCUAAGAGAUGAGAAGGACCUUUCACUGGUUGAUUUCGAUACAGGAAGAGUGGUAAGAAUUUUCAGGAGGGUGUUGAUAGUGGGGAAAACAUCCUGAUGGCAGGCAGUGUAAUAAUUGAUUGCCUUCCUUGAGCUAAUUUUCAAAUCUUUCACCUUCUCGUACCACAUAUGGAGUUCCCCAAUGGCAGCGAUGUCACCAAUUUGAAUAUCUUCUUGAUAGAAAUUCAGGAGCUUUUUAAAACUCUCUUCCUGUGUUCUGGUGACUUCAGCAUUACUGGUAAUGCUUCUUCUUUAAUAUCAUUGUUGUAUAGGUAUCUAACGCCGAUUGAUGCUUGUUCUUAUGUUGAGAUGUCUGUCGUUUCAUCUGCAAGAACAGUAAAACAUUUCGCGGAAUUGACCAUCUCAACCAAUUUCUUCAACAUUAUAUCGUUAAUAGCCAAAAUAAUUUCAUUUUGUGUUUUUGGUGAGAGGUAAAGUGCAUUUUUCGAUUAUAUUUUUAAAUGUUUUUUCAGAGCCUCAUCUCCAGAAUUGGCUCUGAAUCUCAGAAGAGCUCUGAAGUUUCCCUCAUUUUCAACAGGACAAAUUUCCAAAUUAAGCUUCUUGUGGUCUCGAUGGCCUCGAAGUGGUAUACCCUGCCGACCGCAAAAAGUUACUGUUUCAAUUAUGGCAUGGAGUUUAUUCACUUUUCGGGAUUUCAAAAUUUCACUAUCGCGGCACUUCCUGGUUCCAUAAUACUGCUUCCUUAGGUUGUCUCGUGGAAUGGUACUGUAUUUCUUCCAUGGAUCUCAUCUUCGUCACGGAAAUAACCUUUUACUUCGACGUCCAUCAUAGUUCUGGUGAUCUUCUCUUCUUCUUAUUGUUGACGAUUGAUUGACAUAGGACUGGCUAGCUUUAUUUUCCACAUAACAACUUUCAUAUAAGGACUGGCGGUAGUAUGAUUCCAAGGCCAUAUUUAAUCAUACGGAAUACAACGUUGAAUACCAUAAGUCCAUUCAUAAAUACUCGACUAUCGGUGAGGGAGCCAUUUCUCCCAAAUUAAACAUACUGGUCGUCCAACGACGUCUACUGUACUACUAAUCCACUAGCAUACUUCAACCAUUACAUGUUGGUUUCAAGAUUCAGGAUUCUCUGAGCAUCUUCUUCAUCCUCAGUUUCAUCGUAAUCCCAUCUUCUUCUUCCUCCAUAAUAUAAUCUUCUUCAGUCAACAUAUCUUCUUCCUCGUCUUCUUCUCAGCUUUUCUCUAAAGCUCCUCUUUAUCUAAAGCCCAUUGAUUGAUCAACUCUCUAACCAGUUUAUCGAAAAGGUUAUCGUCAAUUCAUGAUGUCAUUUCAGUUUUGGACAUUAACACAUACAAUUGGAAGUAAGGUCAUUCCGUUAACUAGGAUUUGAUCCAUCCAUCUUCCUGAAGUUACCUCCAUCUUUCGUUGUAGACUUCUUCUUCAAUUCGCAAAUUUUCAUAAAAUAUUAUGAUUGAAUUCGUUAAGAUGGCGUCAGGCGAUGAUGAUCGUAGUGAAGACGAGAGCGUAAGAAGUGAUAAAAGUAGCAGUGUAAUAGACAAUUAUUAUAAAUGUUGUUCCAAAAAGGCAUGUACUAUACAAGUUUGUAUAAAUUGCGAAGGAAUUUUUCACGGUUCCUGCGUGAAAAAGAAAAAUUUCAAAGUUUUAAGCAAACGUCAUAUUGAAUGCUGUGAUAAGAUUCCCGAUGAAAACAAAAAGUUAAAUAAAGAAGAAAUACUAGAACUGAAAAUUGAAUAUCUGAGUAAGUUGCUAGCUGAAUGUCAAGAUAAAAUUGAUGUUUUAAAAGAAAAUAAUUCCCUAUUGAAAGAAAAUAAUAGGUUAUUAACAUUACAAUUAAACUCCAUUCAUAAAAAAAGUGAGACAAAAAGUGAAUCUCAAUAUGCAAACGUUGUCAAGCGCGUAAAUAAUAAUGAUGUCAAAAAAAUAGUUCCAAACGUUCCACAGAUUGUAGUUCAAACAUCUGAGAGAAGUGAUAUGAGACCUAACCCUAAAAAACAUAACCUUAGUAUUCUUAGCAAAUCCAAUGUAAACUCUGUCAAUGAAAAUAUAAUUAAUUCUGGAGACACGGACAACUACAAUCAGUUAGAAACAGCACAGAGAAAGAAAAUGGAAGAAGUAAUAAAUCUGGGUCAACACACAGACUCAAUUAAUAACAGAACACAUUUAACGCCUGAGAAUCAAGAAGAAUGGAGAACAAUGCAUAGCAGAAAGAAGAGAAAAUUCAGACCAACUAGAUUUGGGACCUGUAAGAUGACAGAAGAUAUUGCAGAAAACAGCUUCGUUGGGCAAAAAAAAAGAGCAUGGUUCUUCAUUAGCCGUGUAAAAGCUCAUGUCACUGAACCUAUAAUUGAGGAAUAUAUAAGAAAGAAACCAGGAUUCGCUAAAGAGGUUGUGGAAAUUAAACAAUUAAAUUUUGAAAAUAAAAAAAGUGCUCAAAAGAGUUUCCUAGUGAAAGUUCCUUUUACUAAAAAGGAUGAAUUAUACAAACCCGAAUUUUGGCCCGAAAAUGUAGUUAUAAAAUGAUUCAACAUGCAUGUGUAUAAAAAAAAUAAUACUGCGGUUGAUUUUUUAUAAGAAACAAGUCGCAGAAAGUCAAAACCAGACAUGAAACAGCCAAUAGAGAGUGUAGUAUUAUACAUCAAAAUCUGCAGUCUAUGGGCAAUAGUAUCAACGCUUUUCAACAUUUUCUCUUGACUCAACCUACCUACAAGGUUGUUUGUGUAACACUGGAGCACUGGAAAAGUGAAGAUGAAUUAGUGCACAAGUUGAAUAACUUCAACUUGAUAUCAUAUGUGUGCAGAGACAGAGGCAAACACGGUGGAUCAGCAAUAUACAUCCAUGAAGAAGUCAAGUGCAAGCGGAGAAAGAAAUUAGAAGAGUUUUCCAUAAUUGGUCAGUUUGAGUGCGCAUCUGCUGAGUUAUCACUGGGCAGUGAAAGUUUUAUUGUGCUGUCAGUGUACAGACCAUGCAGUGCGGCAAGUGACAUAGAGGUGUUUCUAUCACAACUAGAAAAAGUUCUUGCUGUGAUUAUUGAGGAAAACAAAUUCAUCAUUGUGGCUGGAGAUUUCAAUAUUGACAUUUUGGAGAAUACUAGUAAAAGGUCGGAUUUCCUUACAUUAUUGUGUUUAUACCAACUUUUUCCCACAAUAAAUGUUCCUACUAGGGUUACAAGUUGUACAAGUA
Messenger RNA from Harmonia axyridis, 3490 nucleotides. RefSeq lists its product as uncharacterized. The record is from RefSeq and is a predicted model, not a curated record. Bases 1757 to 2830 code for a protein of 357 amino acids. The transcript has 2 exons. Lineage: Eukaryota; Metazoa; Arthropoda; Insecta; Coleoptera; Coccinellidae.